CUGCGACCCCGCCACUGGCCGCGUCACCGAAAUCAACCUCCGUGGCGAGUCGGAGGAUUCAAUCCUCACAAAAGUCGGGAAGACCUCCGGCUACAUGACCAGGACCAUUUCCCCGCCAUCUGCAAGCUUGACCAGCUACCCACGCUCAUCGUCGCUGACUGGAAGAGCCUCUCUGGCGAGAUCCCCGACUGCGUCUCUUCGCUCUCGAACCUCCGCGUCCUGGAUCUCGUCGGCAAUAGCAAUUCCGGCCAGAUCCCCUCCCAAAUCGGCAACCUCGGCCGCCUCGUGGUACUCAAUCUCGCCGACAACAGAAGGAAAUCCCAGCCUCGAUUUCGAAAUUGGAGUGCUUGA
Linum tenue is the source of this 351-nucleotide messenger RNA. The record is from the annotation of a GenBank genome assembly. NCBI's taxonomy places the organism in Eukaryota, Viridiplantae, Streptophyta, Magnoliopsida, Malpighiales, Linaceae.